AUGGUGCUCAAUUCUUCCGCUGCUAUUAGUCGUUUGGAUACCAUCUAUCGAAAUAUUCUCCUCUCCAAGUUUUUCGUCAAAGGAUGGGGCAACCCGGAGAAUAUGAAAAAAAUUUUCAAGUUUCGCAAAAUCAUUUCCAAUCGAAACACCUGUCAGCACCUGGUUUCCUCCGACCACCCAGUGUACAUUGAUCGCAAAGUGGAGCAAACAGAGCACUACAAACUGUACGAGGGACACUUCUGGUCGCCACUGGUUGACUACCUGCACGAUCUAGUUCCCAAGGAAUCUCAUCGCGCACAUUUUCAGCUGAUUGUUCCUACAAAGUGGCCCUCCGACUACCUUCGCCCACUUUGCAUUCAACUGGCCGGCACGGGAGAUCAUAACUUUUGGAGGCGACGCAAUUUUAUGGCCAAACCGCUGAUUAAAGACUAUGGCAUUGGGUCAAUCAUUCUAGAAAACCCUUUCUACGGCCUUCGUAAACCAGUGAACCAGAAUCGUUCCAAUUUGAACAACGUUUCAGACAUCUUCAUCAUGGGUGGCUGUCUGAUUUUGGAAACACUAGCACUGCUUCACUGGGCGGAAAAGAUGGGCUUUGGUCCGUUGUGCAUUACGGGCAUUUCAAUGGGGGGCCAUAACGCGUCCCUCGCUGCGACCAGCUGGCACAAACCCAUCGGUGUCGUGCCCUGUCUCUCCUGGACGACGGCGUCGUGCGUCUUUACUCAGGGCGUCAUGUCGGGAUCCAUUCCCUGGCAGGUGCUUCAGUCGCAGUACCUUUCCUACGGCAAGGACGACAAGGAUGAGCUCAAGAAGCUAAUUCACUCUCCGGAAACUAUUAACAUUGAGGAGAUCAUUGAUGCUGGUCGAACUUUUGCCAAAAGCUCCAUCAACUUCAAUAGCAUGCUCUCUGAGCUGAACAUGAGCCUGGGCUCGUAUCUGGAGAAGCUGUUCCCAAAAAGCUCCAAAAGCAGUCAAAGUUCGGCUAAUCAGUCUUCAACAGCGGCCGACAAACCGGUGAACCCUGAUGAGGUAAAACGAGAUACGUUUCACUUUAUGCGCGGCAUCAUGGACGAGUGCACCCACCUGGCAAACUUUACGCCGCUAAUCGACCCUGAGCUGGCGAUCAUCAUCAACGCCCGCCACGACGCCUACGUGCCCAGUGAGGGCGUCAUGCCGCUGACGAACAUUUGGAAGGGCGCCUCGGUGCGCUACCUCAACCGGGGCCACGUCUCCGCCAUCCUCCUAGACAAUGACGUUUUUCGGAAGGCCAUCGCCGACUCGCUGCACCUCAAUGCGACCAAGUACUACGGCCGAGGACUGUUUGACGGCAAUAAUGAUGGAAAUGAGCUAAAAAAGAAGGAAAAGGCCAACUCAGGUGGCUAG
This is a messenger RNA of Rhagoletis zephyria (snowberry fruit fly), 1380 nucleotides long. The record is from RefSeq and is a predicted model, not a curated record. Lineage: Eukaryota; Metazoa; Arthropoda; Insecta; Diptera; Tephritidae.